AGUGAGUCGUCGGUAGGAUCUAGGACUAGUCGGGGUGUGCGUGCGCACUUUUACCACCCCGAAAUAUCUGGACAAUAUAUACAAGUGCAGUGUGGUAGUGUUUGCCAUGGCUUCAUACUUUAUGGGGCAGCGAAUUCUGAUUACUCUACUUUUUUCAUCUGGCCUUUUCUCAGGCACUGAAACACUGGUGCAGGUAGUACCUCAAGGAAUAGAGUCAGUCAAUGGAUCUAGUGUGACAAUGGGAUGUACUAGUCCACUAGUAGACUGUGGUGGUGUGAUGAUGUGUGGGUCACAAAGCUAUCUGAUUGAUGGUUGCUCUCCUAAUAUUAACACAAGUACCUCUAACUGGGCAUCUCGGCUAGUGACAGUGAGGAGGAAUGAGGGAACCCAUGGUAUCAAUUUCGCUCACGUUCUGCUGACAUUUGGCUUUGACACAGCUGUGUCUCUGACUGGAAUUGAGAUGGACUUGUUCAACUGUCCUGACUGGAACAUUGGUACUCCAACUAUCACAGUGUAUCUCAAUCCAGAUUACAACUUAGCAGCUACCACCAACAUAUUAUAUAGCCUUCCAUUUGCGCCUGCUGGUCACAACUCCCUCCAGUCAUCUUGUGACUCUCUUUCAACUGUUACCUUUCCUAGAGGUUCAUUCCUAAGUGGAUCCUAUCGCACAGUCUAUAUUCUAGUGGACCUGUCACAGACCUCAUCCAUACAGUGGGUUCAUGUGGGAGAGGUCAGGUUCCUGGAUAGCUCUGGAAUACCUCUGAAUUUCUCAAGU
Messenger RNA from Geodia barretti, 775 nucleotides. The record is from the annotation of a GenBank genome assembly. Lineage: Eukaryota; Metazoa; Porifera; Demospongiae; Tetractinellida; Geodiidae.